Messenger RNA from Hippocampus comes (tiger tail seahorse), 1299 nucleotides. It is a transcript of the gene cpped1, whose product is annotated as calcineurin-like phosphoesterase domain containing 1. Bases 316 to 1122 code for a protein of 268 amino acids. NCBI's taxonomy places the organism in Eukaryota, Metazoa, Chordata, Actinopteri, Syngnathiformes, Syngnathidae. The record is from RefSeq and is a predicted model, not a curated record. Gene Ontology annotation, molecular function: hydrolase activity. The transcript has 7 exons.
CUGCGGCUGUUUGAUGCUCUUUUGAGGGAGCCCGGUCAGGAGAUCAACAAUAUAAAUGAAGUCUACUAGAGAUAAAAGCAUGGAUACGUUUCCCCUGCUCUGACUGGAACAUGCGACCCUUCAGUCUGGAGAUGCCUUUCAGCAGCCUGCCCUGUGAGUCGGAUCUGUAACUGAGGCGCUCGCUUCCGCUCUGACACUCUGCAAUCUGAUGCAAAGCAGUGAAGGCUCCAGUGACAGCAGGGACACAAAGAUGUCGAGCAUGAGUGGACGGGCCCAUUCUACUUCAUCCAGGCUGCAGACCCCCAGCUUGGCCUGAUGAAGGCAUGGCGAGAGGGCGACUGCAAAGGUGGAGGAGACGAAUGGACUGAGGAAGUUGAGCUCACCAAACAAGCGGUGGAAGCCAUGAACCAGUUGCGUCCUCGGCCGAGGUUUAUGGUGCUGUGUGGCGACUUGGUCCAUGCCAUGCCAGGAGCCCCUUUCAGGGAGGAUCAAGAGCGAGAUCUCAAGACGGCAUUGAAGGGGACGGACCCUUCUAUCCCACUCGUGUUCGUCAGCGGCAACCAUGACCUUGGAAACACCCCUACCCCAAGAACAGUCGAGCAGUACUGCAGUGCAUGGGGCGAUGACUAUUUCAGCUUCUGGGUGGGCGGAGUCCUCUUCCUCGUUCUGAACUCCCAGUUGUUCUACGACGCUUCGGCCUGCCCUCAGUUGAAGGAGGCUCAAGAAACGUGGCUGGAUGAGCAGCUGAACAAAGUCUCAUCUUCCUCAGCACCCAAACACAUCGUAGUGUUCCAGCACAUUCCCCUGUACAUAAAGAAGCCCGAUGAGGAAGAUGACUACUUUAACCUCCAGAAGGAAGUCAGACAAAACCUGAUGGACCGAUUUAAGAGAGCUGGGGUGAAGGCGGUCUUCUCCGGCCACUAUCAUCGGAAUGCAGGCGGUUGCCACGGCGGCCUCGACAUGGUCGUGAGUUCGGCCAUCGGUUGCCAGCUAGGCGAGGACGCCCACGGCGUCAGGGUGGUGGUGGUGACGGCCGACCGCGUGGUCCAUCGCUACCACAGCCUGGAGCGGAUGCGAACAGGGGGGAUGGACGAGGAUCUCCAGAAGCUCCUGCAGUCAUGAUGGUCUACCAAGUCUAUUCAUUUUUUUUUUUUCUCUAAUGAAAUGCAAGAACAUGAAUCUUACCCGAUCCACAGUUUCAUUCUAUUGCAGCUGAAUGUCUAAACGCAAUUCAAUUCAGGACUUGGGGUCAUUUUCCGAUUCGCUUGGAUUUAGAAGAUUUGGUUAUCAUAAUCAUUU